AAUGCGUGAGGAUGAAUGAUUACAUGGCAGAUAUGUACAUGUCUAUUUCAUCCUUGGAAGAUGGCCUUAAGUUUUUGGUUAAUGGUGAUUCUGAAAAUAAAAGUGGUGAAGGCUACAAUGCGAUGUUGUUAAUGAAGCAUAGAGGUGGCGACCUUCCCAGUGAUUUGGUAUAUCCAAACCUCUUGAUUUUGUUACUACAAUAUAUGGAUAUGAGUAAGAUGCCAUCAAAUAUUUUUACGAAUUUGAAUGCUCUAAGGGUCUUUGAUCUUAGUUUCACAAAUAUAUCGUUGCUACCUGUAUCACUCAGUCUCCUGACCAACCUUGAAACAUUGAAUUUAGAUUACUGCGAUCAGUUAACUGACAUAUCUGUACUCUGAAAUAUGAAGAAACUACAGAUUCUUAGCAUGAGAGAAGUUCCAGUUGAGGAGUUGCCAAAAGAAAUAGGAAAUUUAAAAGAUCUGAGGAUGUUGGACAUGAGCGGGAGCUACAAUAUUAGUGCAUUUCCAUUCAAACUUCUGUCAAGAUUGCAUAAGUUGGAAGAACUGCACAUGCAAUGUAAUUUUGGGGAAGAAAGGAGUAAAGCAGUGGUCAAGGAAGAAGAAGAUAAUGUCAGAUCUGAUGGAGAGCCUUGCUGGAGAAAUUUAGACAUUCUGGAGCUAUGCAUAUCAAAUUCAAAUUGCUUGCCUAAAUAUGUUGAGUUCAAUCUGUGUUGGGUAAAUUUUGAUAUAUGCAUCAGCAGAUACCUGCCAGCCAGAAAAUCCACUUUGGAUCAUGACAAACUACCUUAUUCAAGAGUCUUGUCUCUUGACACAACCAUCAAUAGCUUACCGGAUUGGUUUAUCAAUGUGGUCGUGCCAGACAUAGAGAAACUAGAGUUUAUAGAGUGUAAGGGCUUGAAUAACAUUCUUGUGGAAUAUGACCACGAGAGAUUUGUUGAACUGAAGUAUCUUGCUGUAACUGGGCGCCAUGAAAAUUUGGAAGCAUUGAUGAACACAAUAACAUGGGUUCCGAAACAACCUGUGUUCGAGAGUUUGGAAGAGUUGCAUCUCUGUGAGGUGGAUUGCCUAAAGGUGUUAUGUGUUGGUAAAUUGCCACCGGGGUCUCUCUGCAAUCUUAAAGUUUUGGUAGUUACGAGCUGCAUGAAACUGAAAAGUCUCUUCACCUGGGAUGUGGCUCAAUGUCUUUCACAAUGGGAGGACCUUUCAAUAAUUCAAUGCCCUAGCUUGGAGAGAGUAAUUGAAGCAAGCGACGAAACUUUGAAGAAGCAGAUUGCUUUUCCAGAAUUAAAGAACCUAAUUUUGUCUAAUCUUCCACAACUUGCGUGGUUCUACAGUUCUGGAAGUGCUAUUAUUGAGUGCCUUGCCUUGGAGCACUUGCAUGUGCAAGACUGUCCCCAGUUUUCAGCUUCAACUUCUGACUUCCACAGUUGGAACCAAGUCCGAAUUAAUGAUCUACGACAUUUGAGAUCAAACAACGACGAGAUGUCAGAGGUCACCUCUGGUCUGAACGAAGAGUUUGGAACAAGUCUGACGCCUGAGGACACGGUUGAGAACCUAUCGCCAAAUGCAAGACAACACAUUGAGAUUCUUAGAGAACUCCAACGUCAGUGUGAUGAAUUAGAGGCAAAGUUUUUACAAGAGAGAGCAGCACUUGAGGCCAAAUUUCAGCAAGUUGUAUCAACCUUUAUACAAUCAAGAGCUUAUGAAUCUGCCUAG
This is a messenger RNA of Fragaria vesca subsp. vesca, 1715 nucleotides long. RefSeq lists its product as uncharacterized. The transcript has 2 exons. Lineage: Eukaryota; Viridiplantae; Streptophyta; Magnoliopsida; Rosales; Rosaceae. The record is from RefSeq and is a predicted model, not a curated record. Bases 381 to 1715 code for a protein of 444 amino acids.